Messenger RNA from Fraxinus pennsylvanica, 942 nucleotides. The record is from the annotation of a GenBank genome assembly. NCBI's taxonomy places the organism in Eukaryota, Viridiplantae, Streptophyta, Magnoliopsida, Lamiales, Oleaceae.
AUGGAGGAAAACAGAGCGUUGAUUUUAUACGGGUGUACGUUGGCAAAAAACUUAGAAGAAAACCUACCAAAUUUGGCUAACCAACCUGAUUUUAUUCUUAGAUCAUGUGAUGAGAUCAUUAGAGUGUUUAGUAGUGUAAAAGAGAGAUUAUCCCGUGAAGUUGUUCAUCGGCAAUUUGAUUUAGGAAUUCAGGAAUGGUUAAGAAGUGGUGCAGGAACAAGUACUGAUAAUCAGGCAAUGGAUUUGCUCAAGGCUCAAGCUAUUUUAGGCCACAGCAGCCCAUACCAUGACGCCCACGGUUUGGAAUUCAUAGGUCAUGAAAUGGGUGGUGAAAGGGUUAUGGAAGGUGACGCAGAGGGGUUGAGGGGCAGUCGGGGACUGGAGAUUAAGCCAAUGGAUGCAUGGAAUCCCAGCCCGGGAACUCCAUCUUCUCAACGACAGAGAAGAAGAAAGGAUGAAGCUGACAAAAUAGUGAGAAGGGUACCUGCUCCUCAGAUGGGAAAUCUCGAUCUUCCACCGGAAGACGGUUUUACUUGGAGAAAAUAUGGUCAGAAAGAGAUUCUGGGAUGUAAACAUCCAAGGAGCUACUACAGAUGCACCCAUCAAAAACUUUACCAAUGCCCGGCCAAGAAGCAAGUCCAGCGGCUUGACGAUGAUUUCUACACAUUCGAGCCAACGCCGGAAGUGGAGGCUGCACCCACCAUUUUCGAUACUCUAGCGUUUCCAUUCCCUGGUGGUGCCGGGCCUAGUAGUAGUAGCGGUGUCGCGGCUGGUGGUAGUGGCAGUGUGGGUCCAUCCGGCCCGCGGUUUCCGGUCUACCAGCCGGUGUCUGAUUUGGCUGAUGCAAUGUUUAAUUCUGGUAGUAGCAGCAACAAUAGCAUGGACCUCAUCUUCCCAUCCAUUGAUGAGAAUUGGGAUACUGCAGGAGAAAAGAAAAACUAA